AUGAUUUUCUUCCUUGUUAUUCUUCUCUCGUUAUCAUGGUUUCUAUCAAUCCAUGCGUUCUAUGUCACAAAUGCUGCGAUACUCCAACAAUGUCCCAAAGUAGCAGAUGUUUACUUGAGCAAAUUUGAUUCAAAGAAAUUGAGCUGCCAUAAAAACGCAUUACGACACCUCACUUUUACCCUUACUUAUACAUGUCAAAGUAAUAAAUUAACAUCUACUUGGGCACUGAAUUCCAAUGAUAAGAGAACUCUCAAAUGGCCAACGGAUAUAUAUGUUCGCAUUGAUUUAAAUUAUAAAUCUUUCGAUCUAUCAAAAGAACCUGAAAAGAAUCAGAUCGUAAAACUUGUGGAUGACACGAUAACAAUUAAGCCGAAUGUUCAGCGAUUCUCGGGAUAUAUGUGGACGAGUUCAUCUGAUGCGCCGUAUUGUCGUUUUAGUUUUCUAGUAGCAAAAGAGUGUUCGGGAACUGUUAAAGUUGAUCGCAAGCCAAUACUGGAAGGUUUGGUCUGCUAUUAUGGACAGAAGACAUUUCAAAUGAACAAUCAGAAUCAAAGAGAUGACUUUACUAAGCUGAUCGAUGACGCUAUCAAAUCCAGUUCAAAUUCGUCAUCUGCUAGUUCAGUCAAUAAUAAUCUACAGCCAUUGACGGACAACGCAAAAGAGCCUGGAGAGACGUUUUGGAAAAAGUACAAAAUAUUCAUUUUCAUCGGUGGUGGUGUUAGUCUAGUUGUGAUUCUGGCUGGUGUCGUUAUUUGGUAUUAUCGAUCGUCAAACAAUAAUUCUGAGCGAAGAACAUCCACUACUUCAACUAUCGUAUAA
Adineta ricciae is the source of this 819-nucleotide messenger RNA. The record is from the annotation of a GenBank genome assembly. NCBI's taxonomy places the organism in Eukaryota, Metazoa, Rotifera, Eurotatoria, Adinetida, Adinetidae.